AACUUCAGCAACAAAAGACUCAACCUCCCUCCUCUUCUGACCGCAAAACCCUAGUAAAAAUUUCAAAAUGCAAACUAUCUGUUAUACUACCCCUCGUUUGGCCCUACUUAUCAACCGGAAAACCUUCAAACUCCGAGCAUUUUCAUCCGAUUCUUCCAAUCAGUCUCGCGGCGGUCUCCCGAGGUUCUACUCCGACACCCUCCCUCCUUCCAAGGGAUCAGGUGUUCGUGUGCAAGGAGAUGAAUUUUGGCAUAUGACUAAAGUUCUUAGGUUGAAUUUACAUGACAGGAUAGAGCUCUUUAAUGGAAAAGGAGGUCUUGUUGAAGGUUGCAUAGAACGGAUUGACCGAGCUGGAGCAGAUGUAGUUGCACUUGAGAAUCCAAAAUUAGUACCCACGACUUCGACCCAAUGGCAUGUGUUUGCUGCUUUUGGUACUUUGAAGGGUGGUCGAUCUGAUUGGCUUGUUGAGAAAUGCACAGAGCUUGGAGCAAGCAGUGUAACGCCGCUGUUGACUGAGCGCUCUCCUUCAAUUUCUGAGAACAGAGUGGAUAGAUUGCAACGAGUCAUAUUGGCUGCAGCUAAACAAUGUCAAAGGCUGCAUGAAUUAACUUUGAACCCUCCUUUAAAAGUUGGUGGCCUCUUACCCAUCGUUUCACAGUCAAAACUAUCCUUUAUAGCUGCAGCAGAGGCUACACCAGUUUUGAAUGCGUUGCCCCUGUCUGAAAAACAGUCUGUUGGCUCACUUAUUAUUGGACCGGAAGGCGACUUCACAGAAACGGAGGUAAAGUCGAUGCUAGAAGCAGGAGCGACAUCAGUUGGUCUCGGACCACAUCGUCUUCGAGUUGAAACUGCAACAGUUGCUCUUCUGGCGACAGCAAUGUUAUGGUCCGACUCUUGGAAACUAACUGAUCCUUGAUAUGCUUCUAAUUGCAGGUGGAGUGGUUUUUAGUUUUCACGAAGAACGGGGAAAUUUCAUCUGAUGUUGAGCAAGUCGCUGGUAAAUUGUUACCAAGUGCAUAUCCUGCUCAGAAAUUCUGAAUCUGUCAAUGAACCCAUGCGAGUACAUUUUCAAGCUCUUGUCUCAACAAUCAACAUAAGUACCGUAUUUGGGAACAAGGAACAGUGCUACAUUCAUUCCAACUAUUCAACAUUCUAUGCCGAUGGUUCCUUUUUAUAGGCAGUAAAAUUUCGAACACAGUAAAUUCCUUUGCUUUUAUAGUCAUGCUUUAGGGAAGUAAAAUCACAAGAUUUGUUUUAUAAAAGAAUGUGGAGCCAGAAUAAUGAAGUCAAUUAUGAUACUGAUAGCAGUUUUAUUGACCAAA
Erigeron canadensis is the source of this 1322-nucleotide messenger RNA. RefSeq names its product ribosomal RNA small subunit methyltransferase E. Bases 68 to 916 code for a protein of 282 amino acids. Gene Ontology annotation, biological process: rRNA base methylation. Gene Ontology annotation, molecular function: rRNA (uridine-N3-)-methyltransferase activity. The record is from RefSeq and is a predicted model, not a curated record. The transcript has 9 exons. NCBI's taxonomy places the organism in Eukaryota, Viridiplantae, Streptophyta, Magnoliopsida, Asterales, Asteraceae.